AUGAGGGACUUCACGGUGCACCUGUUUAAUGUCACCGUCAACGAGGGGCACUGUAUCAGUCAAUGGGGAAAGACUUUCGCCCCAAAUAUGUAUAGUCAGCUUGGAAGACUUCACUGGCUCCUUCCAUCGCAUGUACCAUUUCAUAUCAUUUCAGCAACCCUACCAGCACACAUCCUGAAAGACGUCAUGGUAUCCCUGAAUAUGUGGGACAAGAACACCUGCAUGAUCCAACUUUUGAAUGACCGACAGAACAUACAGGUUGCUGUUGUUGAGAUGCUCCAUUCAGCAAAUAGCUUCCACGACAUCAACCGUAUCCUUCACUUACGCAAGGAAUACAUCCCCCAAAGUUCAUGA
Messenger RNA from Suillus subalutaceus, 354 nucleotides. RefSeq lists its product as uncharacterized. Bases 1 to 354 code for a protein of 117 amino acids. Lineage: Eukaryota; Fungi; Basidiomycota; Agaricomycetes; Boletales; Suillaceae. The record is from RefSeq and is a predicted model, not a curated record. The transcript has a single exon.